UGAAAUAGCAAGAAAACCAGUUCUCCUCUCUUCUUCCCUACUGAUUUAGCAUUUAGGCCAUCAGAUAAGACGUUACUUUGAAGGUGAUAUUAGAGUCUCUAAAACCAGUUCUUAUGUUGAGAAUCGAUGUUUGAAUCUUAUGUUGAGAAUCGAUGUUUGAAUUCAGAAUCGAUUUUAUGUUUCUUUUCGGUUGUUUGCUUGGUCUGCAGGAAACUACUCUGGAUUUAUGGUUAUUUCACUGGUUAUCCAACUUCUCUGAAAAAGAUUGCAGUGAUUUAAAGUUCAUUGUGGAUUCCCAUCCAGUAAGGAUUUUUUCUUUCCCAUCAAUGUGCAUGUUCUCAAGAAAGCAGUAUCCAAUCUUAGUAGGCGCAACAGUGUGUGGAGUGUGGAUCCUCUUCGCAGCAUCUUUGACUCCUCUCGGAGAUGUUUCUCUCUCUUGAAGAGAUGGAUUGAGAAAUUGCAUUGUCAUGAUUGUGGUUUUGUCCAGGAAUUCUUGUAUUAACUUCUCUGCAGGAGGAUAUUGUUCAACUAUGAUGGAUCCUAUAGAUAUAACUUCUUCAGAUAGUGAAAAUGAAGUUACCAUAGAAAAGAAAACCUCACUUGCAGUGGGACCUUCUGCUUCACAGACUUCAAGGAAGCUUCCUUCAUGGGCUUCAACUUCCAGCCCAAAUUCAGCAAAUUGUAAUGGAUCGCAUCAAACGCCUUUGUUGCCUGGAAGAACAUCACUUUCUAACAAAAGGUCUGCAAACCAUGAUCACUAUUCACAGUCUGAACUCCAAAUCAAUCCAAAUGGUGAUAAGGACAAAACUUUGAAUCAGGAGAGUGCCUUGAUAGAUUAUUCUAAAUACUCCAGAGAAAAUGGAUAUACAGAUCAGCCAAUGAAUUUUGUUGACAUUGAAAAUCUUGGAAGGUCAAUUGAUUCCAGAAAUAAUGAGAUGCUUGGUACAGCUUCUGGAAAGGUUUUAUCCCAACAAAAUUCAGGGAGGAUCCUUCCACCGUCUCUUCAUCCAUUUUCGACUAGUACCAAAUCUAAAACUUCUUUGGAGAAUGGAGCUAGGAGUUACAUCCCAGAUACUUAUGGCAAAUCCUAUAAUUUUGGUGGUGCAACUGCAACUGAUCAUAAUUUUUAUAUGAAAGAUCAUUUAGUCAAAGGGAAUGAUAACGAUGCUAUUGUGUGUGAAAAUAAAGGAAGUAGGCUUCUACCUCCAUCUUUGACACAAGCAAAGUCUACUGGUUUUUCAUUCGGUGGUUCAAAUGAUCCUGUAUUUCGUCCUCAUGUGGGAGAAGAAAGGUCUGCAGAGAAUGAUGAGAGAAUAAUUUUUCAAGCUGCUCUACAGGUAAUUUUUUCGUGACCCUUUGUUAAUUUA
Molecule: messenger RNA, 1367 nt
Organism: Macadamia integrifolia
Lineage: Eukaryota; Viridiplantae; Streptophyta; Magnoliopsida; Proteales; Proteaceae
Product: helicase-like transcription factor CHR27
Exons: 5
Coding region: 468-1352 (294 amino acids)
Source: RefSeq, a predicted model, not a curated record